AUGUCACGCUCACAACAGCCCUGUGAAGUGCAUAUUGUUGUCAGCACCCCUGUUUUCUAGAUGAAGACAUUGAGGCACAGAGAGGAUAAGUUACUUGUCUGGGCAGCCACAUAGCCAUAAGUGGCAGAGCAGGGUUGAAUCCCAGAGCCAUGGUUUCCUACCCCUACAGGCCACAUGGGGCUCAAGUCCCGGCUGUGGUGGGAUCUGGAGGUUGGCCAUCUUGCAGGACGACGAUGUGUGUGGGUGAUUCUACCCCACCUGUUGGCCUGGCCCAAGAGGCCCAAUUAAUUACCUGGUCUCCCCUCCUUACUCCUGCCCUAGCCCAUCUCCACACGGGUUUAUGAUUGUUGUCAUUAACAGACAUUAAUGACGUGGUGUGAGUUUCCUUGUACUUUGAAACGCCUUCCAAAGUGACUCUGGUCUCUGUUGGCCUUGGAAAUGCUGUUUACCCAUUUUACAGAUGAGGAUAGCUAAACCUUGGUCUGCAUUGCCAGCCAGAUACCCUUGGCCCUCACAGCUCUGGUUUUAUAAGUGUCCCUCUACCCAGUGUUCUUGCUGUCCCCCAAGAGGCAGGAGAGAGGCUGUGGCUGAGGGGACACUCCCCAUUGACACUCAGCCACCCACCUUAUGGCUGCUGCCUCCACCAGCCCUAGGCAGUGGAGGCGGGGGAAGGGGGCGGAUGAAAGGAGCCUUUGUGUCCCAUGCCAGAAAUCUCACUCCCAGGAAGAAAGGUGGGCAGGGUGGCAGGAGGCCUUGCAUUGCGUGUCUACAUAUACGGGGCAGGGCAUUGCUGGUACAGUGCUCCCCUCCAGGCUUGGCCCCCCUACCAAGUGGGGAGGGAGCUUUCCUCACUCUGCUCUUUCACAUCACAGCAUGGGCUGCUGCAGGGGCCCGGGUUGGGCUUGGGCCCUGAGGUCACAGAGCAGAUGGUCCCAAAUGGAGCACAGGAUGUGUGGUAUGUGCCGGGGCAGGCCAGAGCCCUCAAUUUCCUUGACUCCCGGCCAGAAAUGCUCAAGGGGGAGGGGUGGGGCAGAACCUGCCUGGAUGUGAAGAAGCAUGAGCCCCCUCCCCACUUUUCCUCCCUUGCAGGAGUAGCCCCUGUCCACCUCCAGCCCAGGACCCGGCCCCCCAAGUUCUGAGUCCACCCGCUCUUAUGCAUCUGUGAUCAGAAUCAGGCCUCCUCACCUCUCCGAGCCCCAGCUUCCACAUCUACGAGCUGGCUAUGAAGAGCUGGGUCUGCGUCAUCCUCCCAGGUGACUGGGGUGAGCAGGGACAUCUGGGCUCUUUUCUUGGUCAUGCUGAACGCCCUGAAGGGACCUGGCCCUGAGAUUGUCCCUGAGGGUGUCCUGAGCCCUGGUGACAGGCAGGCAAGGGUUAAGAGGUAUGGGCUGGCCCAGGCCCUGGCCAGGUAGGCUGGGCUAUUGCCUAGUGGGAGGCGGCCUAGGCAUCCGCCACCGUGCUCACCACUCACUGCCACUACCAUCUGGAACAGGGCCUGAUUGAGACAACUAUUUUUUCUUGAGGUACCUGAGGCCACCCCACAGCACCUCUCCGGCGUUGGCAGGACUCCUGACUGCGGCCCAUGGGCCUCUGAGGAGGCGUCGUAAGUCCGCCUAGCUCCCCACGUGCUGUGCAUCCACUCAAUGGGAAGGGGACCAAGGCCUUGUCCAGCCAUCAGCCACAGCCUCUCCACAGCACCAGGAUGGAAGUCAAAGGUCAGCUGAUCAGCUCGCCCACCUUCAAUGCCUCAGCUGCCCUGUUCGGAGAGGCUGCCCCCCAGGUGAAGUCAGAGCGUUUGCGGGGGCUGCUUGACCGGCAGCGGGCCCUGCAGGAGGCCCUGAGCCUGAAACUUCAGGAGCUCCGCAAAGUGUGUCUGCAGGAGGCGGAGCUGACUGGCCAGCUGCCCCCCGAGUGCCCGUUGGAACCUGGGGAACGGCCCCAGCUGGUCCGCCGGCGGCCCCCUGCAGCCCGUGCAUACCCUCCAUCGCACCCCAACCCAGCACACCACUCCUUGUGCCCUGCUGAGGAGCUGGCUCUUGAGGCCCUGGAGCGGGAGGUGUCCGUGCAGCAGCAGAUUGCAGCCGCAGCCCGCCGCCUGGCCUUGGCCCCCGAGCUGAGCAUUGAGCAGCGCCGCCGCCGGCGCCAGGUGCAAGCAGAUGCGCUGCGGAGGCUGCACGAGCUGGAAGAACAACUGGGGGACCUCCGGGCCCGCCUCGGUCUCCCGGGGCUCCCCCCUCCACAGCCCCUGGCCCUGGCCCCGGCCCCGGGGGCUCUCAUCACCACCCAGGGAGUAUGCCUGGGCACACGCCUCGCCCAGCUCAGCCAAGAGGACGGAAUCCUGCACUCGGAGAGCAGCUCCCUCUCGGAGUCUGGGGCCAGCCAUGAUAAUGAGGAGCCCCGUGGCUGCUUCCCCCUGGCCGAGCGCCCCUCACCACCCAAGGCCUGGGACCAGCUGCGGGCCGUAUCUGGGGGCAGCCCUGAGCGGCGAACCCCAUGGAAGCCACCCCCAUCAGAUCUUUAUGGGGAUCUGAAGAGCCGGCGGAACUCUGUGGCCAGCCCCACCAGCCCCACACGCUCGCUGCCCAGGAGUGCCUCCAGUUUUGAGGGGCGAAGCGUGCCUGCUACCCCUGUCCUCACCCGGGGCGCUGGCCCCCAGCUCUGCAAACCGGAAGGCCUCCAUUCUCGCCAGUGGUCUGGCAGCCAGGACUCCCAGAUGGGCUUCCCCCGGGCAGACCCUGCCUCCGACCGUGCCUCCCUCUUCGCAGCCCGCACCCGUCGCAGCAACAGCUCUGAGGCCCUGCUUGUGGACCGGGCGGCCGGUGGGGGAGCUGGCUCCCCGCCUGCGCCCCUGGCUCCCCCUGCCGCUGGCCCCCCGGUCUGCAAGAGCAGCGAGGUGCUGUAUGAGCGCCCACAACCAACCCCUGCCUUCUCCUCCCGCACAGCUGGCCCCCCAGACCCUCCCCGGGCUGCCCGGCCCAGCUCAGCUGCCCCUGCCUCCCGUGGGGCUCCCCGGCUCCCACCUGUGUGCGGGGACUUCCUCUUGGACUACUCCCUGGACCGGGGCCUGCCCCGCAGCGCUGGUGGUGGGGCGGGCUGGGGGGAACUGCUGCCUGCAGCUGAGGUCCAAGGACCCCUCUCCCGCCGGGAUGGGCUCCUUGCCGUGCUCCCGGGCCCACCACCCGUGUACACAGCUGACGGCAGCAGCCCCCUCCUCCGCAGCAAGGACCCCCACUCCCGUGCCACCCGCACCAAGCCCUGUGGCCUAUCCCUGGAGGCCGCCGAGGGGCCCGAGGUGCAUCCAAGCCCUCUGCUGUGGAUGCCCCCCCCGACCCGUGUCCCCCCGGCUGGUGAGCGCAGUGGCCAUAAGAACCUCGCCCUGGAGGGGCUGCGGGACUGGUACAUCCGCAACUCGGGACUGGCUGCUGGGCCCCCGCGCCGGCCUGUGCUGCCCCACGUGGGCCCGCAGCACCCGCCCUUCCUCCAUGCCCGCUGCUAUGAGGUGGGCCAGCCGCUGUAUGGGGCCCCCAGCCAGGCGCCGCUCCCGCACUCGAGGAGUUUCACGGCACCCCCUGUCUCCGGCAGAUACUACGCGGACUUCCUGUACCCCUCGGAGCUGAGCUCUCGUUUAAGUGACCUGACGCUAGAGGGGGAGCAGUCUUCCAGCUCUGACCCCCAGACCCCGGGGACACUGGUCUGACCCCUUCUUGUUGUCCCAGGCACGACUUUGGUCUGGGGAACACACGGCUGACCUCGCUGAACCCCGGGGUGUGAUUGCUCAGUCCUGGGGGGGUGCCGACCUGAUCUUCCAAGGCCCCUGGCUCCUUGUGGACCCACGAAGGUGUCUGACUCCCUGCUUCCCCUCUUACGCUGUGCUGGGAACUGGGGCCCUCAGCCAGCUGAAAAAAGAGGGGAUGGUGUAAUGGGGGCUCCAGGCCCCUUCCUCCGUUUCUGUUUACACUUGUGAUUUAGGUAUUCACUGUCUUCCCCCAACACUAGACCUUUUAUGAAAGGGAAACUGUGAUCUCGUCCUGGUUGGGUUCAUUCCUAUCCCCAUGCCCAGCCUGUUCCAUUUAGGAACCCCCCCCCCAAAAAAAAACAAACCUGGACAAUAUAGGGUCUCAGGGCCCUGUUCGGGGCAGCCAGGAGACUGGUGUGAACAGAACUCCCUGCCAUCCCCCCACCAGGGUAGUUCUUGGGGAGGUGGGCUCUCUGCCCACAUUCGGAAGGACUGAAGUCUGGCUAGGGGGCUUGGGUUCAUUUUCCUACUCCCAGGUGUGCCCAAGGGAGCCCCAGUCCUUGUCUGCCUGUCUGUGCCCGCUGCCUCUGCCCACAGGUUGAGAAGGCCCAGCCUCUGCCCUAUCUAUCCCGGUCAGGAAGCCAGCCCUGCAGGAGGGCUAAAGGGCAGAGCCGCCGGGUGUGUUGUGUCCUGGGAUGCUGCGGUGGUGGAACCUGGCAUCGGCUCGAUGCCAGGAAAAUCCUCAGGUGACGUCUGGCCACAGGCUGCGUCACGUCUUCCUUGGCUUUCUUUCCAUCCACCACUUUUUAAACAAAUCUACACAAGCUGUGUUUUCUAUGAUACCUAUCUGUGACUUUCUGGAGCUAGGGGUCCCCUGACCUCCUUUACCUGGUGUUAAACUUUUCUUUUUCUACCAAUGGAUCUGGGCCCAAGACACUACCAACACUGGAAGGGGAUUUCUAUAAUAAAUGUGUAAACCGAA
Molecule: messenger RNA, 4718 nt
Organism: Mustela erminea (ermine)
Lineage: Eukaryota; Metazoa; Chordata; Mammalia; Carnivora; Mustelidae
Gene: CCDC120
Product: coiled-coil domain containing 120
Exons: 12
Coding region: 1703-3697 (664 amino acids)
Source: RefSeq, a predicted model, not a curated record